Messenger RNA from Xenopus laevis (African clawed frog), 4617 nucleotides. It is a transcript of the gene csrnp2.S, whose product is annotated as cysteine-serine-rich nuclear protein 2 S homeolog. Bases 1174 to 3069 code for a protein of 631 amino acids. Lineage: Eukaryota; Metazoa; Chordata; Amphibia; Anura; Pipidae. The record is from RefSeq and is a predicted model, not a curated record. The transcript is spliced from 6 exons.
AAGAAUAAAUUGGGGAAGAAUUGAGUCUGUUAGUUAUUUAAUGUCCAACAUAUCAUCGAAGUGUUAUUUUUGGUGUAUUUUCUCGUUUCACGUCACUGCAUAUUAAAACAUAGUAUCGGUACGCGAAUGUAUAUCGGAACUAGAGCCAAGAAUUACUUUGUGACUGAAAAUAUAACCAUAGAAAGGGACUUUUAAUGUUACUGUAAGGAAAACAGACGAACACUACAUCCUCUUUUUCCCUUACAAAAGAGUUUGCCAUUACUCUGAAAGGAAAGCGGCAGCCCACCCACAAACAGCUCGUAACCCGUCACCAAGGGACACGGGAGCGGUAGUAUCGCGAGACACUAGCGACUCCUCUGCGCUGCGGCUACGCCUCUGCUUUGUGGAAAGACUCCCCAGCCGAGUCACCUUCAUACUAUCUUUAUUGUGGAAAGGAAACCAUUUACGUGCCGCUUUAUCUCGACAGAACAGUAACCCAAUUCAUUCAAAUCACUGGCUAGGACGGCACCAAACCCCUCCCACACUGCACCAUCUCCCAUCAUGCCCCGCGCUGCUGCGAACUACAUCUCCCUGCGUGCUCUGGCGUGUCACGUGAUGUCACAAUCCCUAUAACCGGUCAUCUGUUGGACCUGGAAGCCCAUUGUUACCGCUGUUCGAAGCCGGGUGGGUUGGGAGGGAGGUAGCGGGGGUUUAUCACAGUAGAUUCCUGUCCUUCAGUGCAUGAACCCCACAGUUGUAAGGGAACAGUCCCUGUGCUCCCCGCUUCUUCUUACACCUGUGAAUAAAUAUAUGAAGCGCUAGUUUCGGGCUACAGAUUAAGGGAAGAACCGAGGAGGUACCCGGCCCGACGGACUACUCAUAGGACUGUACGAAGGAGAUGACUGUGAGGGCUCCAUCCACUUCCAUUGUGCGAUUCUUUUAAUUCAGCCCCUCUUUUUCUCAAACCGAUCCCUAUAAAGCCAAUGCCCCUGCCAAGCCCAUCCGCUCAUUCGCUGGUGGCCGGAGCAUCUUCCUCUGAUUCGGCGGCGGCGGGGUCUGCUGUGACAGCGGCGAGCUGUAAGUGGAGGGGACCCUGAUCGCAACGCUCGGCCCGUUCCGCUGUGCAGAUUGGGGGAUCGGCAGAAGGCAGCGCUGCUGGAAGGACGACUUACACACUAGGCCACCUUAAAACAAAUGGAUGCAGUCACGAGCAGGAGUUUGAAAAGAAGGUUUGAAGAGGUAGAUGUUGGCUCCCCCAUCUCUACGCCUAAAGAUUCAGAUGAUGAAAUCUCCAACAGUGAUAGCGCUGAAAGCUGUGACAGCAUCAAUGCACCGACCACCAAUGAGCUUAUGCCAACAUCUAUCCUUAAGCGGCAGAAACAGCUCAGGCAGAAGAAUGUGCGAUUUGAUCAGGUGACAGUUUACUACUUUUCCCGCCGGCAAGGUUUCACUAGUGUCCCCAGCCAGGGAGGCAGCUCUUUGGGCAUGGCACAGCAUCACAACUCUGUGCACAAGUACACUCUGUGUGAGUUUGCACAGGAACAGGAAGUUUCCCACCGUGAAAUUCUACGCGAGCACUUGAAAGAGGAGAAGCUUCACACACGAAAAAUGAAGGUAGGAGAGAGAUGGAUGAGAGACUGGCGGAGAGGAGAGAGAGAGACGCGAAGAGAGAGACUCGGAGAGAGAGAGAGACUCGGAGAAGAGAGAGAUCGGAGAAGAGAGAGACUACCGGAGAGAGAGAGAGACUCGGAGAGAGACGAGAGACUCGGAGUAGAGAGAGAGACCGGAAAGAGAGAGGAGACUCGAGCGAGGAGAGAGACUCGAGAGAGAGAGAGAACUCGGAGAAGAGAGAAGAUCCGAGAAGAGAGACUCGGAAGAGAGAGAAGACUCGGAGAGAGCGAGAGACUCGGAGAAGAGCAGAUGACUCGGAGAGAGAGAGAGACUCGGAGAAAGAGAGACUCGGAAGAUGAGAGAGACCGAGAGACAGAGAAGACUCGGAGAAGAGAGAGACUCGGAGAGAGAGACGAGACUCGAGAGAGAGAGAGACUCGAGAGCAGAGAGAGGACUCGGAAGAGCGAAGAGAGCCCGGUAGAUGAGAAGAGAGAACUCGGAGAGAUGAGAGAGACCGGAGAGAGAGAGAGUACUCGGAGAGAGAGAGAGACUCGGAGAGACUCAGUGUCUUCAGGGCAGUCUUUCUUAAUGGAGACUCAGAUGAGCGAUGACAGCACUAUCUCUGCAACGGUGGAUCGAAUGUCUUUUCCAUGUGGCUGUUCUCGGGACGGUUGCAGUAAUAUGGCUGGUCGUUUAGAAUUCAAUCCUAUCAGAGUACGAACUCAUUACCUUCACACAAUCAUGAAACUUGAACUGGAAAAGAAGCGCCAGCUACCUAAAACAACACAACCUGUGGAGGAAGAAGUUCCCCAUGCCUCCAUUGUGGUCCAACCCCAUCAGGAAACACAGGACUUUCAAGAAUUCAUUGCCGAAAACUAUCACCUGGAGAACGAGGCUGCCGUUCGACACCUGCAAAGUGCAGAGGAACGCCAGAGGCUUUUGGAUGAGGGUGAUGAGGCAUCAAGUGCUUCUAGCCUCAGUCUUGACUCCACUGUGGAGGGUUUAGAAGUUUGUCUUUUGGAGACACCCAUGUCCCUAUCACCCUCUUCCUGUCAUGAUUCUGUCCUGCUUUCUUCUGGCUCCUCUGUCCUCUGCUUCACUGAUGAGGACUCGGGGAGACCAGCCACUCCUCCUGAAUACACAGAUGACAAUGUGGUAUCUAUUUAUGAUCACAACCACACAGGCUUGGAAGCUGAGCCUAAGGUCACAGAAUCUGUCCACUCCAAGGCCACAGAGCCAAAUAGCUUAGAUAAGGUAGAAGCUGAAGAUUGCACAGUGCCCUCCUGUUUUGAGGAGGGACACACAGAGGCACUUAGUACCUCCCCAAGUGUAGUAGCGAAUUCCUCUGCAUCUGAUGCACAUACAGACAGGGUAACAAAAGCAUCAGUUUGUGAGGAGGGGGAACUGGAGGGGAAUCCCGAUAGCCAAACUAUUUGGCCAGGCCAUCAUUUCCCUACAGAAGGUACCCUGACUAUAUGACACAUUUUUCGGCAGCUAUUUUGCACAAGCCACUCAAACGUACCCCUUCUAAUUUAGUAUCACAUUUAUCUUUCAUCUUGCUUCCUCAAAGCAUGGUCCCAAAGUUUUUUGUUUUUUUUUUAAACUGGGUUUUGCCUCCAUUCAAUAUUAAGGAUACAUUUUCCUUAAGGGCAGAAAACAAGCAAUCUGUGUGUUUGACAAGGAUCCCUUAGAUACUGUGAGAUUUGUAUGUGAAAGGUCUUUGCAGGGUUGUAAUCAUCAGUCAACAUGUGAAGUCUACUUCAGCCAUGAUGUGGGCCAAAUAGGGUGUUUGACAUCCUUCUGGGUUUUGUUGCAAUUUCUGGAUGUCACAAGUUCUGUGUAUUCUGGUUGUGAUCCCAUCAGACCUGCCUAUCACAAAUCUGCUGGAGAAAGAGUUUUACCGUCCAAAGAAAAUAGGGGGUUCUCCUUGUAUCUACAUGCUUUUCCAAUAUUCAUUGGGUUUGGCUUGUGUGGAUCGUCACACAGUUGGGUACACACAGACCAUUUACACUAUUAAUGGAGUUUAAUCUGUUGACAAAGGCAGACGAAACAGGCAGGCACAUAAUAUAUGGUGCUUAUGAUAAGUGUGGAAUAUCACUUUCAUAGAGCUUGGCUGUCUUCUCUUCUGGUGCAUACAUACUUGAGGUCACCAAGCACCUGGACUAAUGAUGAAGGAUAAAGUCCUCCUUUUUAAAGCUGCUAGUUUUCAACCUGACAAAGUAGGUGGGUAUAUUUGCAUUCUUGACUUUUAUGUGAGUGUGUUGAGUGGAAGCACUCGUGCUUUUUCAGUUUCUUAGUGCUCGUCCCACUUUAUUACUAUAAAUGGAUGCUUGUUACCUUAAACUUCCCUUUCAAUCACGUGUAAAUGAUGAAAUUCCCAAAAUAUGGUUCAUUGGUGUUAUUUAUUCUCUCCAGGCAUUAAAUAUGUUCAGGAAUUUUAGAAUUAUUAGUUUUAGGGGAUUGUAUGUGGAUUUAAAUAACAGUAUUAUUGGGGGGGAGGGGGUCGUGGUUUUUUUUUUUUUGUUAAUUCUCUGGUUGUGUGGAGUCCUGGAAUAUAAUUCUUGCUUCCUUGAUGUUGGAUAGACCCCAUUGAUUGCCGUGAUGCUUGUCCGGGGCACAGCCCCCUUGUCUGCACUGAGAAGCUAAGCAGGGUAGUACAGGGUCCAGAUCUAUUUCCAGGGGAGGAACACCUACGUUUAUAUAUUAUCUUUUUGAACCAGAAAGACAAUUGUGUUUGAGUUUGUCUGGUCCUGACCUCUUUGAUUUCCAUGUUUGAAGGCUUGAAUGCUUGCACUGUAAUAACUAACCCAACCUACAUGCAAAGCUAAUGCUGCAUGACGUGGAUUUAUCAUACAUUUGCCUCACAGUGAUCAGUUAUUCCUAAUCCUAUACAUCAUGUGCACUCCUAGAUUAAUUACACAAGAUAGAAAGUGCAUAUCUACUUUAUCUGCUGUGCAAAAUUAUUCCCAAGUCCUUCUGAAAAAUGAAACACAGGGAGGUGCGCCAUAUUAAAUUCUCUCUAAAUCA